This is a messenger RNA of Caenorhabditis remanei, 2577 nucleotides long. RefSeq lists its product as uncharacterized. Gene Ontology annotation, molecular function: transmembrane transporter activity. The record is from RefSeq and is a predicted model, not a curated record. Gene Ontology annotation, cellular component: membrane. Gene Ontology annotation, biological process: transmembrane transport. The coding region runs from base 1 to 2577 and encodes 858 amino acids. NCBI's taxonomy places the organism in Eukaryota, Metazoa, Nematoda, Chromadorea, Rhabditida, Rhabditidae. The transcript has 14 exons.
AUGUCAGCAACAACAGAAGAGAAGAAGUUUCUGAUCACUCCAAUCAAUUUAUCCGAUCUAGAUACUUCACCAGGUGCCCAUGCAAAUCAUACAUACGAGGGAAGUGAUCCAGAAGAGGCAGAAGAUGUUGAGAUACACCUUCCGAAUGAUACGCAGAGUCUAUGUGUUUCAACUGGAAGAGGAGAUGAUGAAGGGAGAUCUGUUACACCAAAUAAUAUGGCUUAUGAAUUCAUACCAUUAAUAUACAGUGAACCUGCACUAUUCAAUAUGCCAGAUAUUGCAUACAGUCUUCAUAAAUCAUUUGCUGCGAGUGAUACAUUACUUCCCCAUAUGAGAGUUGUUGCUGAUGAAAUGAGAAACACCUCUGCAUCGGUAACAGCUGAACCAGAACAAUCAGUAUCUCAUGCUCCAAGUGUGUUGACUGUAACUGCUCCAGAAGAUCGAACUAUGUAUCAGUCGGAUAUUUCCAUGUACGGUCGACAAGGUCACAAACCUUCGUUUUCCACUCGAGAAAUUCGAGAACAACAUCAAAAAGUUCAACAAAUUUAUCGAGAUGUAAAUAAAAAAGAGAGAAAAGAAGGAAAACCGACUGAUCCGAUUGACUUCGAAGGCAUUCUGAAUAUAAUCGGAGGAUGCCGUUGGUGGCAGAUUUGGAUUUAUGUUCUGAUUGCAUUACAACAGAUUCCUCACGCAAUGUUCAAUCUGAAUGUCGUUUAUAUGAUGUAUGAUCCGGAAUUUCAAUGCAUGGUUCCUGGGUUCAAUGACACAAAUGACACAACAAUUGCCACUCAUGGACGAUAUCUCUGGGGUGUUGAUGACAUCAAAAAUAUCUCAUUUGUUUUUCCAAAUGCAAAUUCUAAUGGUGCUUAUCAAAGAGACUCGUGUUAUUUUUAUGAGAGGACCGAAGAAAGAUACCGUCAAUUACGAAGAAUGCCUCUAGACGUGGCAAUGAGAGAAGCCUGGAGAGAUGUUGCACCGAAGAAAAAGUGUCAAUCUUAUCACUUUGAGAAAGAUGUUAUGGUGGAAACAAUCGUAACAGAUUUUAAUCUGGUUUGUGACAGUUGGUUUGCAAAAGGACACGCACAUAUGUUCUAUUCAAUUGGAUAUUUAUUGGGAUGUGUUCUUGGAGGAAUCGCAAGUGAUAGAAUCGGAAGAAAACCAACAAUAAUUGGUUUUGGAAUACUCUCAUCAAUGCUUGGUGUCUUCCUUCCGUUCAGUGACUACUAUCCGUUUUUCCUCUUUGUUCGAUUACUUUCUGCUAUUUGCAAUGAAGCAGCUGAUUUAGCAGCUUACACUUUAUGCAUGGAAAUAACAGGUACAAAAUAUCGUGCGAUGGUUGGUUCAAUGCUUCAAGCGCCUUGGGCUCUUGGAUAUGCUCUUCUGGCUCUGAUAGCUUAUUUAACAAAGAGUUGGAAGACUAUUCAGUUGAUUGCCGCAGGAAUCCACUUUGUAUCCAUCAUUUUCAUUUGCUCAAUACCUGAAUCUCCUCGAUGGUUGAUGGUUCAGAAUAGGGUAUCAGAAGCUGAAGAAGUGAUUCGGAAGGCUUGUCGAGAUCCUCCAUUCCCAUUCAAUAUGUGUACCACAUCGAAGUGUGGAAAUCUUCCAUCAGAUCUGGAAUUAGUAUCUCAUCGAGAGAGGAAGCUUAACAAGAAGAAUGGCGGUAAAAUAGGUUUCCUGGAUCUAUUCACGAUGAAAGAACUUCGGUACCGAACCAUCUCAAUUUGUAUUGUAUUCAUGGCAACAGCUCUCGUUUAUUACGGUCUUGUGAUGGCUCUCUCGGAUCAAUCUGCUCCUGGAAGAACUCUUUUCACUGGAUAUUUCCAUUUGAACAACGGAAUCGCUGGAGCCAUCGAAAUUCCAACACUUUUUGCAUGUGUUUGGAUGAUGCAGUUAGGAAGGAAAAAAGCUUUAAUGCUGACAUUAACAGCUUCUGGAGUCUUCAUUUUGAUAGCAAUGGUAUCAAUGAUAUCGGGAAGAUAUAUGUAUGCAUUGGCAUUCAUGUAUUUUGGAAAGAUUGCAGUACAAGGAGCAUUUAAUAUUCUCUAUAUAUUCACUAGUGAAUUAUAUCCAACUGUUGUUCGAAAUACAGCAGUUGGUGUCACUUCAAUGGUCGCUCGAUUUGGUUCAGGACUCUCUUCUUACAUUGCUCUUCUUUCCAAUAUUUCUCUUCCUAUCGUUCCUAUGAUCAUAUUUGCUCUCUUCUCAUUAUUCGCUGGAAUGUUGGUUUUCGUUUUGCCAGAGACCAGUGAAAAACCACUGCCAGAAACGAUAGACGAUGCCAUCAACUUCCUUGAGCCUACCAAACAAGUUCACUGUAUGAUGGGUCGAUUUGGAGUGUUUGGACAUCAUAAAAUGACAAAAAGCAUCAGUUUGACUGAGAAUCCAAGUGGAAAUGACAUUUCAGAUAUCAAACCAUUGAGUCGUCGAUCUUCAGCAAUCACAAGAAGAAUGGCUGAAAGAGCAAGUGUUAUUUAUUCAAGAAAUGCAAGUCGAACAAAUUCAAUAGUUCAAGAUAUCCAAGAUAUUCAAAUUCCAUCGGACCUCAAAUUGCCCGAUUUGGUAUCCACAGACGAGUAA